Molecule: messenger RNA, 4035 nt
Organism: Osmerus eperlanus (European smelt)
Lineage: Eukaryota; Metazoa; Chordata; Actinopteri; Osmeriformes; Osmeridae
Gene: gpsm2
Product: G protein signaling modulator 2
Exons: 14
Coding region: 822-2735 (637 amino acids)
Biological process (GO): establishment of mitotic spindle orientation
Cellular component (GO): cell cortex
Molecular function (GO): G-protein alpha-subunit binding; GDP-dissociation inhibitor activity
Source: RefSeq, a predicted model, not a curated record
UGUUCAGGGUAGUCCUGUGUUCUGUGGGUAGUGUUCAGGGUAGUUCUGUGUGGAGUGUUCAGGGUAGUUCUGUGGGUAGUGUUCAGGGUAGUCCUGUGUUCUGUGGGUAGUGUUCAGGGUAGUUCUGUGGGUAGUGUUCAGGGUAGUUCUGUGGGUAGUGUUCAGGGUAGUCCUGUGUUCUGUGGGUAGUGUUCAGGGUAGUCCUGUGUUCUGUGGGUAGUGUUCAGGGUAGUUCUGUGUGGAGUGUUCAGGGUAGUUCUGUGUUCUGUGGGUAGUGUUCAGGGUAGUUCUGUGUUCUGUGUGGAGUGCUCAGGGUAGUUCUGUGUUCUGUGUGGAGUGUUCAGGGUAGUUCUGUGUUCUGUGGAGUGAGGCGGAGCCGAGCCGGCACAGAGGAAGUGAGGCGGACCAUAACAAACAAGGCCUGAUAAAACCAAGACUAUUGUUCCCCAGAGGUGGAAGGAAGCAGCUAAACAACAUUCCUUGUUGACAGACCGAGAGUAGGGAGAGAGAGAGAAAAGAAGGAGAGUUGGAGGGGAAAGUUAACAGGGAGAGAGAGAGAUGUUGGGUUUAGUCAGUGGGUUCCCUGGGUUCUCCUCAGCUUUACAUAUAGAGCAGUUAGCAGGGCCAGUGUGGGUUGUGUCUCAUGCUAAUGCUAGCUAGCUGCUGUGGAACUAGUAAACCAACUGGAUAUGGAUAGGAUUAUGGGUUACUGAAGCCAGGGCUAUUAACAUACAACACUGAAUAUAACUGAAAACCAUGUUUGAAUGGAGUUGGAAAAGAAGUGGACUUUGAGUUUUGAAGACUUGAACUAGACACCCAGGAUGGAGGCGUCCUGUCUGGAGCUGGCUCUGGAGGGGGAGCGGCUGUGUAAGGUGGGGGACUACCAGGCGGGCGUGUCCUUCUUCGAGGCGGCCAUCCAGGUGGGCACAGAGGACCUGCAGGUGCUGAGCGCCAUCUACAGCCAGCUGGGCAACGCAUACUUCCACCUGCACAACUACACAAAGGCCCUGGAGUACCACCACCAUGACCUGACCCUCACCAGGACGAUAGGAGAUCUGCUGGGGGAGGCCAAGGCCAGCGGUAACCUUGGCAACACGCUGAAGGUGCUGGGGCGGUUUGAGGAGGCGGUGGUGUGCUGUCAGAGACACCUGGACAUCGCCAGAGACCUGCACGACAAGGUGGGCCAGGCGCGGGCGCUGUAUAACUAUGGCAACGUGUUCCACGCCAAGGGGAAGAGUAUCUGCUGGAGCGGGGCGGAGCCUGGAGACUUCCCCGACGACGUCAUGACCGCCCUCAGGAAUGCUGCCGAAUACUACGAGGCUAACCUGUCCAUAGUGAAGGAGCUGGGAGACCGAGCCGCGCAGGGCAGAACCUACGGUAACCUGGGCAACACUCACUACUUGCUGGGAAACUUCCGGAAGGCAGUGGCCUCCCAUGAACAGCGCCUCCUGAUCGCUAAGGAGUUUGGCGACCGCUCGGCAGAGAGGAGGGCCUACUGUAACCUUGGCAACGCCUACAUCUUCCUGGGAGAGUUUGAGGUGGCGGCCGAGCACUACAAGAGGACCCUGCAGUUGGCCAGGCAGCUGAAGGACCGUGCAGUGGAGGCCCAGGCCUGCUACAGCCUGGGCAACACCUACACUCUGCUGCAGGACUAUGAGAGAGCCAUCGACUACCACCUCAAACACCUCAUCAUAGCCCAGGACCUGAACGACAGGAUUGGUGAAGGCCGUGCGUGCUGGAGUCUGGGGAACGCCCACACAGCCCUGGGGAACCAUGACCAGGCCAUGCACUUCGCUGAGAAACAUCUGGAGAUCUCCAGAGAGACCGGAGACCGCAGCGGAGAGCUCACAGCUCGGAUGAACGUGUCAGAUCUUCAGAUGGUCCUGGGGCUGAGUUAUAGCACCAACAACUCCAACCUGUCUGAGAACAAGGAGAUAGAUUACAACAUGCAUGGAGCUCGGCCCAGGAUGGGCAGGAGACACAGCAUGGAGAACCUGGAACUGAUGAAGCUCACCCCUGACAACAAGAUCAAUGGUCAGACGUGGACCAGUGACCCCCUGACCAAGCAGUCCAAGCCGUCGCUGGGGAAGAGCUCGUCCAAGCUGUUCUUCGUGAGCCGACUGCGGGGGAAGAAGCACAAGGCGGGGGGGUCCAACAAGGUGCUGCAGGACACGUCCAACACCCAGGACGCCAGCCUGCAGCCUACACAGGGCCCACACAAGCGGGCCAGUCCUGACCUCCUGGGAGACGAGGGCUUCUUUGACCUGCUCAGUCGUUUCCAGAGCAACCGCAUGGACGACCAGCGCUGCUCCGUCCAGGACAAGAGCCGCCUGUCAUUCGCCUCCGAGCCGGACACGCCCCCUCCCGCCAUCAGGAAAUCUGUAUCAGAGUCAGCGGCGGUCUCUAGCUUGGGCUCCGCCCCCCAGGCUCGGCGGUUAGAGGCGGCAGGGGGAGCGGGGGGCAGUCUGCCUGGCCUUCGGCUCACCCAGCAGUGCAGCCAGGCGGUCCUGAACCACCUCAUGGCCAGCGACUCCGAGCCUGACGACGACUUCUUCGACAUGCUCGUCAAGUGCCAGGGCUCCCGUCUGGACGACCAGCGCUGCGCCCCCCCUCCCCCUCCCGCCCGCGGCCCCACUGUCCCAGACGAGGACUUCUUCAGCCUCAUCAUGCGCUCACAGGCCAAGCGCAUGGACGAGCAGCGCGUCACCCUGCCCUCCAGGACCAGUGCCGACUGAACCCUGCCCAGGGACGGGCCUCCCAGGCGGGCACGAGGAGCGGGAAGGGGGGGGGGGGUCUCUCUGGAGGAAACUGUCCUGGAGGGAAGGUGUCUCCUCUCCAGUGGGGAGGAAGAGGAGACUCCACAGGGGGGUCUCUGUGGUUUAUAAUGGACUUUGAUGUAGCUAAUGGACCCAUAAAAAGCACUGCCAGACUGUAGUCAAGGAAACCUCAGCGGAACUUUCCGGAACCCCACUGGAAGGUUCCGGAACUGCACAGGAGCACUCUGGAACCCGCGAGGGUGCUAAUGGAAGGAACUUGCGGUUCUUCCGUGAGCUUUCGGUGGAUUGAGAACGUUCUACUCUGCUAGAACUCUUUAAGCUGCACACACAUCAUGUAGCCUAGUUUCAGGGAACACCAUUUGUUUUUUAAAUGUUUUUAUUCUUGUUUUUAAAUAAUUAUGUACUCCGUAUAAUUUCACUAUCACUACCCCCUACCAACCCAAAUGUAUCCUUAGAUACCAGACUGCAGUAGGGAUGGUGUUUAUCUGACUUGUAAUGAUUCAGGUUGUGGUUGAUGGUCAGGUGUGCUGUGGUCCACCUGGUCAGGUUUGGGGAAACAUUCAUGCUCUUACUAACCAGGGGUUAGACACAACACAGGUACAGCAUCUCCAUGGAUUCAGGAUCGUUUUUUUCUUUGUCAGCUGUGUAUAUGUUUGUCAGGUGUUAGAUUGAGGAGUCCAGGGGUUGGGGCAGGAGUUUGUAAUUUGGGUAAAAGAGUAAUACAGAAAUUGUAUGAAUUCGUCCAUGUACAGUUCUGUUAUGUUGUAGUUUAUCUACAGUUUUGCUGUUUUCAAAAUGAGACUGGAGGAAUAAAACCUCAACUAUUUAGUAGAGAAAGCCCUGGUUUGGUCGUUUGUGUGUACUAUUGCGAAUACUAUUGAGGCUAAUGCCGAACGCAAGAGAUUGGGUUCAAAUCUGGCUCAGGCCAUUUUCGGCCCCUUUCUCCCCCCAAAAAUAACACAUCUGAAGUGAAAGGCUUUUAUUUCAAUACCACCGCGGCAUCCACACCUCAACAAGCUCUAUAUUCAUUAACGAUAGUCACUUUUUAAAACUAGGUUUAGAAAAGCAAAAUACAGGAGCCAUUAUAAUAUAUAUCAACAGAAAACCAUUGACUGUACAUACGUUAAAAAUGAGCGAUAAAAUAAAUACAUCUAUGUACGUUUUGGCCUUUUUAGUUUAAAAAUUGAACACCUGUACAGACGUAACGGUUACAAAGUAUUACAAACUCAAGCUUGUGUCUGGCGAAACGAAACCAAGA